UCACCGCUUAUUUAGCCGGUCGCGGUAUAUAAGUCAAGAACAAAUAUCUGGUUUUGUUGGUUUUUGGAGAACAGUAUAUAGUAUGUCAGGAGAUAACAAGUGCGUGAAGAUUGGUACACACAAUGGUCACUUUCACUGUGACGAGGUACUAGCAUGCUUCAUGCUGAAGCAACUUCCGCAGUAUAAAAAUGCUGAAAUUGUCAGAACCCGGGACCAGACAGUACUAGAUACAUGUGAUAUAGUUGUUGAUGUGGGAGGUGUUUUCAAUCCAGAGAAACACAGAUAUGACCAUCAUCAAAGGAGUUUCACUGACACUAUGUCAAGCCUUUGUCCAGGGAAGAAGUGGGUGACAAAACUGAGUAGUGCUGGACUAGUGUACUUACACUUCGGACGCAAUGUUAUAUCACAGAUACUGGAAGUGAAAGUCGAUGACCCAAUCACAGAGGUUGUGUUUGAUCAGGUGUAUGAGAACUUUAUAGAGGAAGUAGAUGGAAUUGAUAAUGGUGUGAACCAGUAUGAUGGAACUCCCAGGUACAAAAUUACUACCAACCUGAGCUCUCAAGUUUCAAACUUGAAUCCCUCUUGGAAUGAGACAGGCAUUGAUGAACAGGCACAGUUCAUGAAAGCAAUGGAAGUGGUUGGGCGUGUAUUUCUUGACAGAGUCCUGUACUGUAAGAAUUCUUGGCUCCCGGCUAGAGAAGUUGUGGAUGAGGCUUUGAGAAGCAGAUUAAAGGUUGACCCCAGUGGAGAAGUUAUUUGUCUGGCCAAAGGUGGUUGCCCAUGGAAGGAUCAUCUGUUUACUCUGGAAAAUGAACAGGAAGUCUCCCCAUCCAUUAAAUAUGUGUUAUAUACAGACACCUCUGGCAAAUGGAGAAUACAGUGUGUGCCCAAAAUACUUGGAAGCUUUGAAAAUAGACUUUCACUACCUGCAGAAUGGCAAGGUAUAAGAGACAAGGAGCUGUCAGACAAGUCGGGGAUACCAGGAUGUAUAUUUGUACACGCUAAUGGUUUCAUUGGAGGAAAUGAAACUUAUGAGGGAGUUAUUGCUAUGGCUAAAUAUAGUCUUAAACAACAAACUUGAAACUCAGGACAAUUUAGUUAAGAAGUUAUUUGAUAACAAUGCAUGGUAUACAGUUUUGCCAAAAGGUAACAAAAGGGGAUAUCAAAAGAUGCUUAAUUGACAAUUUUUCUCAUAAGUUGAUCUCACAUCAUGACAUUUUUCAGUGUGACAG
Mercenaria mercenaria is the source of this 1232-nucleotide messenger RNA. RefSeq names its product MYG1 exonuclease-like. Bases 83 to 1081 code for a protein of 332 amino acids. NCBI's taxonomy places the organism in Eukaryota, Metazoa, Mollusca, Bivalvia, Venerida, Veneridae. The transcript is spliced from 8 exons. Gene Ontology annotation, cellular component: nucleus; cytoplasm. The record is from RefSeq and is a predicted model, not a curated record.